Wallemia ichthyophaga EXF-994 is the source of this 786-nucleotide messenger RNA. Its product is annotated as Mediator of RNA polymerase II transcription subunit 6. The transcript has a single exon. NCBI's taxonomy places the organism in Eukaryota, Fungi, Basidiomycota, Wallemiomycetes, Wallemiales, Wallemiaceae. Gene Ontology annotation, molecular function: transcription coactivator activity. Gene Ontology annotation, biological process: regulation of transcription by RNA polymerase II. The record is from RefSeq and is a predicted model, not a curated record. The coding region runs from base 1 to 786 and encodes 261 amino acids. Gene Ontology annotation, cellular component: mediator complex; core mediator complex.
AUGGCACAAGAUGACGAAAUUGAUUUGAGUAGUAUUUUCUGGAGAGCGCCUGAAUUUUUACAAUUCUACGGUAAUACACUAAAUGACGUACUCAUAAUGGAUUACUUUAGUUUAUCACCUUUCUACGAUAAGAAGAGCAAUAACCAGUUAAUCAAGAUGCAGAAUAUUGCAAAUUUAGCUCAACCAAUGAAUUUACAACAUCAGCUUGUUCACUUUGUUGGCGUUGAAUUUGUUUUGGCUGAUUCGAAGCCACCUGACUUGUUUAUCAUAAAGAAGCAGUACAGAUACUCCCCUAGCAGUGUUAGAGUACUAGGGGUUUAUUACUGCCUGAAUAAUAACAUAUACGCUGCACCAGAUGGAUACAGUACUCUAGGUAUAAAGUUCCAUAGCGCGAUAUUCGCUUUACAGUCGUCCAUGAAGAGUAUUAGGGAUGUAUUACCUGCUUAUAAUCCUAGAAUUGGUUAUAAGUGGGAUAUUCAGGAUAAGCAGAGGGAUAAAUUGGACGAGAGUGAGGAUAACCCGUUGCCGUUACUCAGGUCGAUGCGUUCGACUAGGGAGGAUGUUAAGGCUGAGCGGGAGCGUAGAGCGAAGGUACUUGGUGAGCAGUCUGAACAAGAGGGGGAGCAACAGCAAGUUGUAGUAGAACCACCUACACAACCAAUACCGACAAAGGCAGCUAAUAGCACUGCCAAUACAUCAAUCAAGAAGAAGAAACGCAAGUCAACAAAAUCAACAGCGACAUCUCGUUCGAGCACACCAGCCACACCAGCCACACCGGUGCUCUAA